This is a messenger RNA of Mercenaria mercenaria, 1450 nucleotides long. RefSeq names its product plexin-B2-like. Lineage: Eukaryota; Metazoa; Mollusca; Bivalvia; Venerida; Veneridae. The transcript is spliced from 5 exons. Gene Ontology annotation, cellular component: semaphorin receptor complex. The record is from RefSeq and is a predicted model, not a curated record. Gene Ontology annotation, molecular function: semaphorin receptor activity; protein binding. Bases 6 to 1430 code for a protein of 474 amino acids. Gene Ontology annotation, biological process: semaphorin-plexin signaling pathway involved in axon guidance; regulation of cell migration; regulation of cell shape.
AUACAAUGGCAAUGAGUCUGUUAAAACUAGUUUUCUGUGUUUGCUGUUGUGUCAUGUCAGUAAGAUGUUUAGAGCAAAAUAAACUUGUCGCCUGGUCCUCUGAAGAAUAUAGCUCACUACACAGCAUGUUGCUGACAAGCGAUGGAGAGCACUUGUUUAUAGCUGAUGAAAGAUAUGUAUAUUACAUUAGUCCUGAAAAUCUCGCUUUUAAAAGAAAUGUCAAGUGUAGAACAACACAAAUGAUAUAUGAUAAAACGAAAAAUCAUCUUUUCCUUUGCUGCAAGGGGUUUCCAUUUUGUUAUCAAUGGUUAUACGGAAUCAACGAUUUUGGUGAUUAUUUUAAGCCUACUAUUAGAAUUAAUGGAGUAAAAGCAUUUGUGGCAACGUAUGCUAAACCAGACGACAGAAAGCCCAAUGAUAACUUUCUAUUUAUCGGAUGUCCGCAUGUAGAAGGUCAAGAAAAGCUUGGUGGCAAAUGCACAAAACCUGGUAUAGCAUGGUAUUUGAACCAUGGAAAUGACAAAAGUGUUCCAUGGUUUGGAUUUAAAUCGUUCGAUAAAACUCCAGUUUUGACAGACGAGUUCAUUGAUGCGUUAACUGUGGAUAACUUAAGAUUAUUUUUCAGUAAGCAAACAGUGAAAGCAACAGGAAGGAGGAGAAGUCAGAUAGCUCAAGUGUGCCAACAUUUCAUUCAAAGAGAUAACAAUUAUUCAACACCAUAUACAUAUGCUGAUAUGCAAGUGCAGUGUGGACAAUUAAAGGAAAUUAAAGCAGUAAAAAAAGUCGUAGUAGGAACAGAAAAGCUUUUCGUGAUUGUGUUCUCUGACAAUAGUAUUUCGGCUGUUUGCGUUUUCACAAUGGAGAAUGUAAAAAGAAAGUUUGUUGAAAACAUUAAAGACUGUUACAGAGGCAUUCGUGUAUCAGAAAAGGAGGACUAUAUCGACUUCCAACAGUCAAGUAUCCCAUGCAAAACAGCAAUUGCAGAUAAUGAAACCUUCAGAAAGCCAGAUGAUUAUUUUUUGUGUAACAAGGACAAUCUGGAAUUAUAUCAUCAUGUAAUUGGCACCAAGAUUCUGACCUCGCAGCCGGUCCUCCAGUAUGACGUACAACUAACGGCAGUGACAGUGUCAGUUGUAGACUCCAAAGUAGUUGCCUUUUUCGGCACCGCAACAAGAACAAUUUUAAAGGCUGUUGUAUAUCCUACUGCAUCAGCAGUUUCAAUCAAGCAACCAGUAAUUCGAAAAGUUGGGCAUACGAUCCUACAGGACAUGUACACUUCGAAAGAUCAGAAACAUAUAUUUGUGCUAACUACGAAACAGGUAUUGAAGGUGCCCGUAGAGUCGUGCAGAUACUUUUCGUCUUGUGAAGACUGUGUCACUGAUCCACUCUGCGCAUGGUGUGUUGAUAUUUGGUAUACGGAGAUGAGGUAAAUCAUACAAUUUUGUAUUGA